GUUAUGAGCACAGUGUUGCACAGUGUGUCUUGUUAGAUAGUAGGUGCCGGUUGACCUCGUUUGUUUGUGUAGUUACUGGUGAAUGAAAACGACAAAUUAUUUGAAAAUUCAUUAAAGAAAACGUCAAUGACAUGACAUUGUAAUUAAUAAAUAAAUAUUAAUUAAAUAAAUAAAUUAAACAAUGGGAGUCUUGCAUGCAAAGGAACCAAAUAUACCCAAAGAUUAUGGAAUGUCACCUGAAACAUAUCCUUCGAAUCCAGUACAACCCGAAGUACCUCCACGUCCAGAUGUACAUGAUAAUUCUGGUCCAGCAGCUGUUGUCCGUACCAUCGAUUUGCAUCAAAGGAUUCGGGUAGACAAAGUUCAUAUCGACGGUCUUGUGAGAACGAAAGAUGACAUUGUUAAAGCUCAAGUGAUGGAUUUGUUCAAAGCUAAAGAUUUUCGACAGGUUGUUGAUCAUGCUCAAACAGUUAGAAAUAAGUUGGAGUCUAUAGGUUGUUUUAAUAAAAUUGGAGUCAGUAUUGAUACGAGUAAGGGUCCAAAUGCAAGUCCAGACGGAGUUGAGGUAACAUUCAAUGUCAAAGAACUGAAUCGUUUAAGUGGUGGAAUAAGUACAAUGAUUGGUAACAAUGAAGGCUCAGUUCUAAUCCAAGGAAAAGCUCCAAAUAUCUUCGGCCGUGGUGAGCGCUUACAAGCUGAGUAUUCCUACGGAUCAAGAAGUACAUCGAAUAUUAAUAUAUCAGCAGUAAAACCAUUUGUCGACAAUUGGCUGCAUACAAUACUUACAACAAGUGUAUUCAGUACAGCUACCGAUGUACCCUGGUCAGGUUACAAAGAAAAAGACAAUGGUAUCUUAAUUGACGUAGCUAUUGCACCGGGAGCUCUCAAGCAUAAUUUCCAAUAUGAGGCAACUUAUCGGAACAUAAUUGCUACCAAGGACGCUACAUUUCGAGUCCGUGAACAGUGUGGUCCGAGUCUUAAGUCAUCUUUGAGGCAUAUCUGUUCGAUUGACAAGAGAGACGAUACGAUAUUUCCUACUGGUGGGAGUCAUGUUUCAUUUUCCACCGAAUUGGCCGGUCUGGGUGGUGAUACGGGAUUCAUGAAGUAUGAAUUUAUGCUACAAAGUAACUGGACACCGUUUGAAUUUUUGACAUUUCAACUUGGAGCACAAGCUGGAUUCUUGCGGGAAAUAAGUAAUGAUUUGCAAGUAAAUAUUUCUGAUUUAUUUUUCUUGGGUGGUCCAAUGAAUAUUCGUGGCUUUCCACGUCGGGGUUUGGGGCCUCACUGUGACAACUAUGCAAUGGGAGGCAAUACAUUCUGGGCUUUAGCACUUCAUCUUUAUACACCGCUGCCUUUUAGACCGGGUAGAAAUAGUUUUGGUGAUUUAUUCAGGCUACAUGGCUUUAUCAACGGUGGUAAUUUAGGAAAUGUUAGUUUUCAAAAAGAUGGCGAUUAUUCCGACUACUCAAAAAUAUUCACAGAAAACGUGCGAUGGUCAGCCGGCGCAGGGAUAGCGAUGAAGCUUGGUGGUAUAGCAAGAAUCGAAUUAAAUCUCGUAAUGCCUUUAAUGAUGGGUAGACAUGACAUGUUCCAACAGUAUCAAUUCGGAAUCGGUGUUCAAUAUUUAUAAUGAAAAUAGAUAAUUUUAAAUGUCUAAAAAAAAACAUCACAAACAUUGCAGCUUAACGAAUACUUAAUACCAAAUAGGUAUGAUGACACCUAAGUACGAUGAACUCCCUUACCAGAUAGUGCAUGAUUGUAAAAUUGUAAAUUAAAUAUUUAAUUUCAUCAUUAUUCUACCCUCCAGAUAAUCAAAUGUCUGUAUAGUACUUUGAAUAAAAAGACAAAAUUAUAAAUUUA
Cotesia glomerata is the source of this 1860-nucleotide messenger RNA. Its product is annotated as sorting and assembly machinery component 50 homolog A. The transcript has 7 exons. Lineage: Eukaryota; Metazoa; Arthropoda; Insecta; Hymenoptera; Braconidae. The record is from RefSeq and is a predicted model, not a curated record. Gene Ontology annotation, biological process: protein insertion into mitochondrial outer membrane; mitochondrial respiratory chain complex assembly. Gene Ontology annotation, cellular component: outer membrane; SAM complex. The coding region runs from base 182 to 1630 and encodes 482 amino acids.